AGUAGUCGCCGGAAGUGACAGUGCGGGGCUGUUUGGGGUUUGGAUUUCCUCUUCCGGGUGCUUCGUGAGCGCUUUCUGGUGUUACUUUCCGUUGCUCAGUGGCAGCUGUGGGUGACCUCGCUCCGAGAGGGGCACGUCCGUGUUGUUGCAGGUACCUUGGUUGAGACCAUGACCAGGUGGGCACGAACCAACACAGCACAUAAUAAGAGGGCUUUGAAAGCAACAUCAUGGGAAGAUAUGAAGGAGGGCUCUACAGAGAGAGAGACCCGAAAUCUACAAAAGGAUAAACACUUUCAUUCUAGUGGUCUCUCCCUUAAGAAUGAUGCACCCCAAUCAAAAAACAAAAAGAAAACAUCUUACACCAAUCAAGAUGUAAAUGGCUUCAUGGAAUAUCUAAGACAGAAUGGGAAGGUGACAGCAGCAGAUAGCCUGGAAAUAAGAGAAGAAAUAGCAACUGCCCUCAAAAAAGAUAGUCGCCGAGAAGGAAGGAGAUUGAAGAGACAAAAAAUAAAGAAAAAUGCCCAGGUUUGUUAUCAUUGCAGAAAGCAAGGCCAUGGAGUUGCAGACUGCCCUGCUGUCCUCGAGAGUCAAGAUAUGGGCACUGGAAUCUGCUACCGAUGUGGGUCCACUGAACAUGAAAUAACCAAAUGCAAAGCCAAAGUAGAUCCAGCUAUGGGAGAAUUUCCUUUUGCAAAAUGUUUCAUUUGUGGAGAGAUGGGACACCUGUCUAGAUCUUGUCCUGAUAAUCCUAAAGGACUUUAUGCUGAAGGUGGUGGUUGUAGACUUUGUGGUUCUGUGGAACAUUUUAAGAAAGAUUGCCCUGAAAAUCAGAAUUCAGAUAACAUGGUCACAGUUGGUCGUUGGACUGAAGGGAUGAGUGCAGAUUAUGAAGAAAUUUUGAAGGCUCCUAUACCACAAAAACCGAAAAAAUUAGUAGCCAAGGUUGUUAACUUUUGAUAGCAGACAGAUAUAACACCUUAUAGUUUUAUAGUUUGAGAACAGUCUGAAUGUGACAGAAUUCCUUUUCUGGAGUUUUGUGGACUGAAACACUCAUGAAACACUCAAAAACAAGCAUUUGAUGCUUAAAUUGGUAUUCUGGGGGAAACCUAGUUCUUAACAAAACAGCACCUGCAAAGCAUGAAUGAUAUCAGUUGAUAAGAAUCUUGCUUUCUCAAAAAUAAUAAAAUAAUUUGAACAGUCAAAAAAACAAGACCUUCUGCAUAUGGAGGUGAGCUUUUUAUAUUUUUAUAAAAGUUACAUUUCUUUAUGUAAUUUAUUUGAGUACAAUGGUAUUUUAAGAGCUCAGAUUUUUUUAGUAUCCUAAAAUUUAUUCUGCUUUUGAAUAUUUAAUAAAAAUGACUCUUCCUAUUUUGUACCUGUUGCCUUAAAACAUCAUUCCCAACUAAAUUUGCUCUUCAUCUGUUUGCCUAUGUCAUUGCAUUCUGUGUCUUUGGAAACAAGAUUCUUCACAAAAAUGGAAAUUGAUCCCUUUUGGAAAAGGGGGAGGGAUUAUUACUUCUAUUUUGGUUUUACUUAGAGGCACAGAAUCAUAAUUAACUUAAACAGAACUGAAGUCUACUAGCAUCUGUCCCCAUUGCUCCUUGUCCUUGAUUUUGGUGAGAGAAAUUCUAGCAAAGGUCCAGGUGGACAGUUUUUUGUUGUAUGGAGCAAAUGGAGUAUAAAACUGAGCAGUGUGAGCAUGUAUUUAGAUGAGUCAGGGUGAGAUGGAAGCAACGCCAUGAUGGAGUUAGAACACUAAUCAGGGAGACAUUAGAUCCUUUGUUUUAUUUGAUGAAUACAUGCAUACUUAAUAUAUACAUUUCACAAGACAUAACUCUGCUAUUGUACUGUAUAAUAGAGUGACUCGGGUGUAUUGUGUAUUUCAUUUGAGAUUUUUACCUGAUUGGAUACAUUUAUAACUAAAGGAAACAGCUGUGAUUAGUUACUGCAGCUUUGCUAGCAAAAUAUUUACCAAAUAAAAAAAGAGAUACUUUUCA
Molecule: messenger RNA, 1997 nt
Organism: Phascolarctos cinereus (koala)
Lineage: Eukaryota; Metazoa; Chordata; Mammalia; Diprotodontia; Phascolarctidae
Gene: ZCCHC9
Product: zinc finger CCHC-type containing 9
Cellular component (GO): nucleolus
Molecular function (GO): nucleic acid binding; zinc ion binding
Source: RefSeq, a predicted model, not a curated record